GAAAAGGUUGAAAACAUCUCCAACACGUUCAACGUUGAGCUCAAAAGUUGUGGAUUAGUCCGGUGCAGAGUGGAACCCCUGGGCUGAACCUGCCGCUUUACCAAGACACACAAUGCAGGACAAUUCAAGUCACAGUGCCACCUACACGGUGGCCUGCGAGGACUAUGUCCAUGUGGUGGAAUUCAGCCCUUUCGACAGUGGUACACCGGCCUCUCUUCUGGCUUAUGGGGGAAACCAGUAUGUGGUAGUGGGCACCUGCCUCUUCCAGGAGGAGGAUACGAACAUCGAGGGUGUUGAAUUUAAUAUGCUUCGUGCUUUCCAUCACGAAGUGCGUGUCGACACGCUCGCCUGGAGCCCCGAGUCUCAGCUGGACAGAAUACCCACAGUCAGAUUUUGCACCACUGCAGCUGACAGAAAACUGCGUCUGUUGACUUCUGAUCUUCAGGAUAGGCAUGAAGUCAAGGUGAUGGAGGGCCACACCAGCUACAUUAAUCAACUGGUAUUUGAGCCAACAGAGGGGAAACAAAUUGCUUCCGUCAGUGAUGACCACACUUGCAGGCUUUGGGACCUGGAUGGCAAUGAAACCACCAUGCUGAGACUGCGCUCUCCUGGUGUCAGCGUGUGCUGGCAUCCAGAGGAGAAAUUUAAGUUAAUGGUGGCAGAAAAGAAGGGGACCAUUCGUUUCUAUGAUCUGGUCACCCAUCAGGCCAUUCUGUCUCUGGACUGUGGCCAGUUACCACUCAUGUCAGCAGACUGGUGCCUCACUAAUACCAUCAAAGUUGGUGCUGUGGCGGGCAACGACUGGUUCAUCUGGGACAUAACCCGCUCCAGUUACCCACAAGAAAAAAGGCCAUCCCACGUAGACAAAGCACGGCUGUUCAGGUGGUCUCGAGUUAACGAGAAGCUCUUCUCCACCACCGGAUUUCCAGGGAAGGUCUGCAGCCAGUUACUCAUCCACCAUCUUGGACACCCGCAGCCGGUGAUGAUCGGAUCGACCACAGUGGGGGCCGGCCUGAGCUGGCACCGGACGCUCCCCCUUUGCGUGAUGGGAGGCGACCGAAAGCUUUCCUUCUGGAUGACGGAAAUGUAGCCGUCAUCGUGCAUCCCAGCAAUGCACGAGUUGUACAGAAAUCUCACUCUAGGUCCUCUAUUUCUAU
This is a messenger RNA of Lampris incognitus (smalleye Pacific opah), 1157 nucleotides long. It is a transcript of the gene nup37, whose product is annotated as nucleoporin 37. Bases 113 to 1090 code for a protein of 325 amino acids. NCBI's taxonomy places the organism in Eukaryota, Metazoa, Chordata, Actinopteri, Lampriformes, Lampridae. Gene Ontology annotation, molecular function: protein binding. Gene Ontology annotation, cellular component: nuclear pore outer ring. The transcript is spliced from 10 exons. The record is from RefSeq and is a predicted model, not a curated record.